Messenger RNA from Kluyveromyces marxianus DMKU3-1042, 2601 nucleotides. RefSeq names its product Msb2p (gene MSB2). Gene Ontology annotation, biological process: signal transduction involved in filamentous growth; osmosensory signaling pathway via Sho1 osmosensor; hyperosmotic response. The record is from RefSeq and is a predicted model, not a curated record. Gene Ontology annotation, cellular component: site of polarized growth; extracellular region; plasma membrane. The transcript has a single exon. Gene Ontology annotation, molecular function: osmosensor activity. Lineage: Eukaryota; Fungi; Ascomycota; Saccharomycetes; Saccharomycetales; Saccharomycetaceae. Bases 1 to 2601 code for a protein of 866 amino acids.
AUGCAAUUUUCCAGUAUUAAAGUGGGUUUAGCCCUUUUGGUUUUGCAGAGCUGUGCAGCAUCUGUUUCUGCUCAAGGACUUUUCGAUUUCUUUGAUGAUGCACUCAAGAAAAACACCACUACGGUUGAUCCCUAUGCACACGAACCUACCAAGAGUAGCAGUAGUAAGACUGAGCUGCCUACAAACUUUUACGAUUCUUUUACGUUUGCAACUCCCUCGACUUACUCUCUAGUUGAUCCAUCAUCGCACAAGCCUGCUACUCCAUCGCACACGCAGCUUUCUUCUUCUUCGGCAGAAGUUUCCCCAACUCAUGCUGUUUCAUCGUCGACUACUUCAUUAGAUGCUUCCGGUGCUAAAAGUAAGCCUACUGACAGUGCUUCAGCUUCCUCUUCCUCCGUCUCAGAGACUACUUCGACCAUAAAAAGCAGUACCGCAACCUCUGAAACAGCUAGCUCUGGUACUCAGACGUCGUCUGAGAGUUCUGUUAGCAAGCCUUCCUCUUCUUCUGCCACCGCUUCAUCAUCAUCUUCUUCUUCUUCCGCUUCUGCUUCUCUUUCUUCUUCUUCUUCUUCUUCUUCUUCUUCUUCUUCUUCCUCUAUUCAACCAUCAGCGUCAUCGCACACCCCAUCAUCGAAUGAAGCCUCAUCUUCUGGAAUGUUUUCUUCAUCUAGUACGAUCUUAUCCUCUUCAAGUAGUAUGAUUACUUCUUCUACUACAAGUGAGAUUAUCCCAUCUAGUUCCACAAGUUCAACAAGUGAGAUUGUCCCAACAAGUUCAUCAAGUGAGAUUGUCCCAACAAGUUCGACAAGUUCGACAAGUUCAUCCAGCAGUGUGAUAAUCAUUUCUUCUCCUUCUUCAUCAUCUUCUUCUACAAGUGCAAUUAUUCCUACAACUUCCUCUAUUGUAAGUUCGUCUAGUAGUGAAGAGCCUACCUCCUCUUCGACAUUAUCGAUUGUUCCAAUUAGCACAACUAGCUUGGAAACAUCUAGCACUCCUAUACUGCAAUUGAACACAACCACAUCGGCACAAACCUCGGAAAUAACUCCAACUACUUCAUUGAUACCCAUUUCGACCUCCGAGGAAACUUCAAUUCCAUCAUCUACCUCUAUUUCAACUGAAGUCAUUCCAUCUUCUACUUCAACUUCUACCUCUACCAGCUCUGCAGUCUGGGGUUCUGAGACACUAAAGAUUUCCUCUUCGAUAUUGCCUCCAACAGUAACUUCAACAACAGCUCAAAUCACACCAGUAGAUAAUACCACAGAAUCUACCCCACAAACUCAAACCCCAACGUUUACUCCUUUGACCUCUACUUCAACACUUCCAAAGUUGAUUACUGAAUCCAUUUCUGAACCAUCGUCUACCUCCCCUGUUGUCCAAUCUCCUGUGACUAGUGCUGGUUCAUCAUCUGUUGUGCCUUCUUCAGUCACUGUACCAUUGUCAACAUCAACAACAUCUUCUCAAAAGGUUUGGUUACCAACAACAAUGGUUAUCGAAACUAACACAGAGGAAGGGCCUUCUUCUACUGUCUCGACAUCAAGGAUUGCAACCGAAACAUUGCCACAAGCAAUUGCAGCAGCUACUAAAGUCACACAGGCAGCCGGAUACACCCUUAUUACGAUUGGUUUCAAAAAAGAAUUGAACUAUCCAUUUGCGGUGUCUAACCCAAUUGCUAAUGCUCAAAUAUUCCAGUACUUACCCCAAGUAUUGGCAUCACCUUUUGAAGAUAAAAGUAACAAAUUCCAAAACACUUCUGUCUUACAAUUGGUGCCAUUGAAGGUUGACAAAAAGGACUACCUUGUUACCGUGGCUCAAGUCUACUUCCCACAAGAUAGUACAAAUGCGUUAGAAGCCUUGAUGUUGAAUACAUCAAGUGACUUUUACAAGAACCCUGACGGCCUGUUGAAGCAGCUGGCCUCAUAUAUCGACCCAUCUAUCCCACUAACUGGUUUAGUUGAAUCAGGAUCAGACUCCUUGAUUUCCGGGGGCUAUAACGGUGGCUCUGGAUCUGAGUCCAACUCAAAUUCAGGCUCGGGUUCAAACUCGGACUCAGACUCUAACGGCUCAUCUAAGGGUGGUUCUAAAAGUAAGGGUGGAAUUAACUUGGGUUCGUUAGAUGAUAAUGCUUACAGUACACGUUCCAGAUUAUCUUCAAGUACUUCUGGUAAAUCUUCCAAUGAGGGCAUGGAUGGCAAAAAGAUCGGAAUCUUGGUCGGUAGCAUUGCUGCUGGUGCUAUAGUAGCAUUAGGUGGUAUCUAUUUGCUAGCUUUAAGAAUUAGAAAACAAAAGAAACAAAUUUUAGCUAACCCAGUUGCAGACGACCAACAAUCUUACGACAGCUACGAUUACGAAUCCUCUUUUGAUUAUAAUGCCGGCUAUGAAAAGGACCAUGCAAUGAAUGAUGACCAGGUUUCCAUUAGUCCAAGUGCUAAAAUUAACAAUUGGAUUGACUAUAAUACUUACAAUGAAUAUCCAGAAGAUACCCAACCAACAACUAAUGGUAUUCACGGGCAAAGACCACCAAUGCCUUCUAGUAAGACAUCAAACUUGAAAAUUUCUAGACCAAUUGCUACUGAAAACUCCUUGGGUUGGAGUGAUUUAUAA